AUGGGUCCCUGUACGGCCUCCCAUUGCUGCUGUCUCCAUCGCCACACUCUGCCAUGUGCCACUUUCAGGUCUCCUCACACUCCUGCUGGUUUCCAUUUUGUCAUAGGUUGCUGGCAGAUUACAGGCCUCCCAUAGGUGCUGCCAGGCCCCAAAUCUGCCAUGGGCCCCCGUACCGCCUGGUCACGCUGCUGCUGGGUCCACAGUGUGACAUGGGUCCCUGUACCGCCUCCCAUUGCUCCCACUCUGCCAUGUGCCACUUUGAGGUCUCCUCA
This is a messenger RNA of Staurois parvus, 272 nucleotides long. The record is from the annotation of a GenBank genome assembly. Lineage: Eukaryota; Metazoa; Chordata; Amphibia; Anura; Ranidae.